AUGUCAAUACCCUUAUAUUCACUGCGAUUCAGCAAUGUGCUGACGGAGGAAAGUGUCGACCCCCAAAACAGGGAGACGACCUGCUCUGGACCAAUGGUAGAGAACAGAGCAGAGGUCCAAAUUCUGCAUUCUAGUGUCCAGCCUAUGGUCUCAAGUUCAGCGUCAGACCCUGGAGGGAUGUCCACACAGCUGAUGACAUCCCCAGCCUUUGACACCAUGGCCGUACCUCUAAUGGGAGCAGCAAACUCGGGAGCACUGUCCCCACCGCUAAUGCCAGCCUCAGACUCUGGGACACUGUCCCCAUUGUUAAUGCCAGCUUCAGAUUCAGAGGCAUUGUCCCCAUUGUUGAUACCAACCUCAGACUCUGGGGUGCUGUCCCCAUUGCUAAUGCCAGCCUCAGAUUCUGGGACACUGUCCCCAUUGCUGUCCACUUCAGAGUAUGGAUUAAUGUCCCCAGGGCUGAUGACAAUUCCUGACUUUGGAACAAUGUCCACAGCACUAAUGGCAACACCAGAUUCUGCAGAGAUAUCACCACUGGCAAUGCCAGCUCCAUCCUCUGAAGCGAUGUCCACACCAUUGAUGCUAGCCCCAGAUCCUGGAGAGAUCUCCCCACUCCUAAUGCCAGAUGUGAACCCCGGAGUGGUGUCCCCACAGCCAAUGCCAGCUCCAGGCUCUGAAGGAAUGUCACCAUUGCAAAUUACAGACGAAGACACUGAAGCCAUGUCUAAAGUGCUAAUGACUGCCCUGGCCUCUGGAGAGAUCUCUUCACUGCUCAUGUCAGGCACAGACUCUGAAGCGAUCUCCUCACUGAUAAUGUCAGCCCUAACUUCUGGAGCAACGUCCACCCAGCCAACAAGCACCCAAGACUCUGGGGAAAUGUCCACCCAGCUAAUGUCAGGCCCAGACUCUGGAGUAGUGUCUUCACCACUUAUGAGAGCUCCAGGCUCCGGAGCAAUGUCCUCACUGUUCCUGUCAGUCCCUGAUGCUGGAGAAAUGCCCACAUUGCCAAAGCCAGCCCCAGACGCUGAAGCGAUGUCCCCACUGGUAAUGAUGGCCCUAACCUCUGGAGGGAUGCCCACCCAGCUGAUGCCAGCCCAAGGCUCUGGAGUGAUGUCCUCACAGUUAACACAAAAUCUAGACUCUCAAAUUGUGUCUAGUCCACCAAUGAGAGCAACAGCCUCCGGGGGGAUGUCCACAUCGCCAGUGAGAGCCUCAGACCCUGGAGCAAGGUCAACACCGAGAAUGAGAGCCCCAGCCUCUGGAAAUGUGUCCACUUUGCUAAAGACAGUCCCAGACUCUGCAGCACUGUCCACCCCACUGAUGACGGUUGCAACCUCCGGAGCAAAGUGCACAGAGCAAAUGUCAACCACAGCCUCUAGAGCGAUGUCCACACAGUUAGCAAUGGCUAGAACUUCUGGAGCCACAUCCAGGGGCUUUAUGAAAGUCCCAGCCAAUGGGACGAUGUCCACACUGCGAAUGAGAGCCCCAGCCUCUGGAACAAUGUCCACACUGCCAAGUACAGCCCCAGUCUCUGAAACAAUGUCUACGCUACAGAUGACAGCCUCAGCCUCUGGGUCAGUGUCCACACCGCAAAUAAGGGCUCCUGUCUCUGGAGCAAUGUCUGUGUCACAGAGGAGAGCCACAGCCUCGGGAGUGACAACUGUACCACAAAUGAGAGCCUCUGGAGCCCUGUCCACCCCACGGAUGACAGCCAAAGCCUCUGGAUCCAUGUCCACACUGUUAAUGAGAGACACAGCCUCGGCAGUGAUGUCCGUGCCGCAGAUGAGAGCUAUGGCCUCGGGAGCAUUGUCCAAGCCACUAACAACAUCCAAAGCCGCAGAAGCAAUGCUCACGCAGCAAAUGACAACUGCAGCUUCUGGAGAGAUCUCCACAAUGCUAAUGAGAGACACCGCUCCUGGAGCCGUGUCUAUGCCACAGAUGGCAGACACUGCCUCUGCAGCGAUGUCCACACCGCUAAUGAGAGCCCCAGCCUCUGGCGACAUGUCCACACCACAAAUGACAGCCGCAGCCUCUGGAAAUAUGUCCAUGCCUCUAAUGAGAGCCCCAGGCCCUGGAGCCAUGCCCAUGGCGCUAAUGAGAUCCACAGCCUCUGGAAAGAUGCCCAGUCAGCCAAUGAGCGCCCAAGACUUUGGGGGGAUGUCCAUGUCGCUCAGGAGAUCCAUGACCUCUGGAGGGAUGUCCCUACUGCAGACGCAAGCCCCAGCCUCUGAACUGAUGUCCACACCAAAAAUGAGAGCCCCGGCCUUUGGGGCGGUGUCCACACCACUGAUGAGAGCCUCAGACCCUGGAGAGAUGUCCACACUGCUCACAAGAGCUUCAUCCUCUGGAGAGAUGUCCCCAGCACUAACGAGACCCCCAGCUUCUGGAGAGAUAGCCACGCCUCUGAGAGCCCCAGCUUAUGGAGCAAUGUCUACUCCGCAAAAGACAGCCACAGCCUCUGGAAUGAUGUCCAAGCCACAGAUGAGGGCUCCAGUCUCUGGAGAGAUAUCUACAUCGCUAAUGAGAUCCACAGCCUCUGGAGUGAUGUCCGUGCCUCAAAUGACAGCCGCGGCCUCUGGAGGGGUGUCCAUGCCACUGAUGAGAGCCCCAGCCUCCAGGGCAACAUCCACAACGCAAAUGAUGCCCACAGCUUCUGGAGAGAUGUGCAUGCUAUCAAUGCGAGCCCCUGCCUCGGGAGUGAUGUCCCCGCCAUUAUUAAGGGCUCCAGUGUCUGGAAUUAUAUCCACACCACUAAGGAGAUCCUCAGCCUCUGAAGCUGUGUCCACAGAGUUAAUGAGAGCUCCGGCCUCUGGAAAGAUGUCCACCACACAAACAACAGCUGUGGCCUCUGGAGGGAUGUCCAAGCCAUUCAUUAGAGCCACGGCCUCUGGAACAAUGCCCAUGCCAUUGAUGUCAGCCAUGGCUUCUGGAGAGAUGUCUAUGCCGCUGAUGAAAAACAUGGCCUCUGGGGCAACGUCCACACUGCAAAAAAGAGUUGUGGGUUCUGGAUCUACUUCCUUGCCACAGAUGACAUACGCAACCUCCGGAGGGAUGCCUGCAUCACCGAUGAGAGCCUCAGCUUCUGGAGCAACGUCCGCAUCGCUUAUGAGAGCCUCGGCUUCUGGAAUGAUGUCCAUACCACUUCUGAGAGCCACAGCCUCUGGGGGUAUGUCCAUGCCACAAAUGGCGGCCACAGCCUCUAGAGGGGUAUCCAUGCCACUAAUGAGAGCUCCAGUCCCGGGAGCCAUGUCCACACCACAAAUGGCAACCACAGCCUCUGGAAUGAUGUCCACUCUGGAAAUCAAAGCCAAAGACUCUGGGGAAACAUCUGCCUCUCACGUCAACAUCACAGCCUCUGGAUCAAAGUUCACACCACACGUGACUGCCACGACCCCUGAAACAAUGAACCAACCACCAGAGGAAGUCCCAUCUUUUGGCAUGCUGACCCCAGCACUCUGUUACCUCUUAGAAGAACAGGAAGCAGCCCGGGGUUCAUGCUCUGUGGAGGAGGAGAUGGAGAUUGAUGAGGAGAAGCAAAUGAAGGGAUUUUUGAACGAUUCAGAGAAAAUGGCCUUUCUGGUGUCUCUUCAUCUGGGGGCAGCAGAGAGGUGGUCCAUCUUGCAGAUGGAGGUAGGAAACCCCCUCUCCAAUGAAGAUAAAUCUUUCCUGAGCAGAUCCCAGGGCUUAUAUGACUCCCUAUCUGAAAUAGACAUCCUCAGUGCCGUCCUUUGCCAUCCCAAGCAGGGCCAGAGGUCAGUCAGGCAGUAUGCCACUGAUUUCCUCCUGCUGGCCCGACACUUGUCUUGGUCUGAUGCCAUUCUGCGGACCAGGUUUCUGGAAGGACUCUCGGAAGCUGUUGCCACUAAAAUGGGCCGGAUCUUCCUGAAGGUGGCCGGCAGCCUAAAGGAGCUAAUAGACAGGUCUCUCUAUACCGAGUGCCAGCUGGCUGGAGAGAAGGAUUCCCCGGGCUGCUCAAGCCAGGUUCUGCCGUCAGCCUGUAAGCGGAAUAACGAGGACGCAAUGGAGAAUGAACUGAACUCUCAAAAGGAGACCGAGGAGCAUCAGCAUGUUCCCAAACGCUGUUACUACCUGAAAGAGCAUGGAGACCCUCAAGAGGGUCUGCACGACCACCUUCGACAGAGCACAGGCCAUCAGAAGGCCCCCACUAACAAGUAA
Delphinapterus leucas (beluga whale) is the source of this 4176-nucleotide messenger RNA. It is a transcript of the gene RTL9, whose product is annotated as retrotransposon Gag like 9. Lineage: Eukaryota; Metazoa; Chordata; Mammalia; Artiodactyla; Monodontidae. The record is from RefSeq and is a predicted model, not a curated record.